CGCCGAGUUUUUCCUCGAGUGCCACGUGGUCGGAUGGGCGUAUCCUAAGCAGACGUGAACGUUGACCGGCCGCGCGGGAAUGAGGAAACUCUCUCGGGAUCGGACGGCGUACGGCUAAUUCGGGACCUGGCCGUGACCACGACACGAGACCCGCUCGCACGAGAAACGACGUCAUCCCAGGGAACGACGUCACUCAAUCGUGAGGCCGGCGCGACGGCAGUAAUACGAGGGACGAGUCGACCGGUGAACGUCCAGGAUCCCCGAGGCUCCGGGCGAGAAGAAUUAUCGUUGCCAGGCCCGAGAGGACGGUCCGAUGGAGCGGGAGGACGCGUAUGGAAUCGCAGAAGGGGACGCUAACGGGGACACGGAGGACACGGCGACCGCGAGCGAGCGUGGCACGCCGGAAGGAUUCGACUCCCUCGAGGAUUCGACCGCGUCGCUGGAGAUGGAGCAGUCGGAGACCGGUCGCAGAACGAGUAUCUUCAAGUUUUACUCGUACAAGAGCGCAGAUACAAUGCCGAGCGCGGUGAAAAAAAUAGGACCCCUUGUCGGCGUGGUUGAUGUUGGUACACGAACUGUUCGCUUUGUGGUAUUUAAUGCGAAGCACGUCGCGGAGAUUGCCUCUCAUCAAAUCGACAUAGAGCAAAUCAGUCCGCAAGAGGGAUGGAUGGAACAGGAUCCCAAAGAGAUCCUUUUUGCGGUAAAGGCCUGCAUUAAGGACGUAAUUCGCAAAUUGGACGUGCUGGGUAUGAAGAUCGACGAUAUCGUUACAGUGGGUAUUACCAACCAGAGGGAAACUACAGUAGUGUGGGACGCGACUACCGGCGACCCGCUUUAUAAUGCCAUAGUGUGGUCCGACAUCAGAACUGACGCGAUGGUAGACCAGAUCAUAGCCAAGUUUCCGGAUCAGAGUAAAAACCAUUUGAAACCCUUAUGCGGCUUGCCCGUGAGCCCGUACUUCUCGGCUCUGAAGAUUCGUUGGUUGAAGGACAACGUAAAGCCCGUAAGGAAAGCGAUUCGCGAGAGAAGGUGCAAAGUGGGGACCAUGGAUACGUGGGUUAUUUGGAACUUAACAGGGGGCAAAGAUGGAGGACUAUAUAUCACUGAUGUUACAAACGCGUCGAGAACGAUGCUAAUGAAUAUUGAAACGCUCUCCUGGGAUCCUACAUUAUGCAGAUAUUUCGACAUUCCUAUGCAAAUGCUGCCGGAGAUCAAAAGCAGCUCCGAGAUAUACGGCAAAAUCUUAAUCGGUCCGCUGGCUGGCAUUCCCAUAUCUGGCAUUUUAGGAAAUCAACAAUCUGCUUUGGUCGGGCAGAAUUGCUUGAAGAAAGGCCAAGCGAAAAAUACAUAUAGAAGUGGCUGUUUUCUAUUGUGUAACACAGGGCAUACUAGAGUAUAUUCUUCUCAUGGAUUGGUUACAACUGUCGCAUAUCAGUUAGGUCCAAAGAGUCCACCUGUUUACGCGUUGGAAGGUUCGAUCGCAGUCGCAGGUGCAGCUAUUAAAUGGCUACGGGAUAACAUGAAGCUCAUAAAGGACGUUCAUGAAAGUGAACAUUUGGCUCAAAGCGUCUUUAGCACGGGAGAUGUCUACUUUGUGCCCGCUUUCACAGGAUUGUACGCACCUUAUUGGAGAAAGGAUGCAAGGGGAAUAAUUUGUGGACUUACUGCGUUUACUACGAAGCAACAUAUAAUCAGGGCGUCCCUCGAAGCGGUGUGCUUCCAAACCAGGGACAUUCUUGAGGCGAUGCAUAAAGAUUGCGGAUUUCCGUUAACGAAGUUGAACACGGACGGGAAAAUGUCAACUAAUAAUCUUCUAAUGCAACUGCAAGCCGACUUGUGCGGUACGCCAGUAUUUAGGUCAACUAUGCCUGACAUCACGGCCUUGGGUGUAGCGAUGGCUGCCGGACACGCUGAAGGGAUAGAUGUUUGGGACCUGGAAGGCGAAGAAGUAGAAACAGUGCCAACCGACACUUUUCUUCCGACUAUCACGCCGGAAGAGAGAGACGCGAGGUAUAAGAAAUGGAAAAUGGCAGUGCAAAGGAGCCUAGGUUGGGCGACAGGAAAAAUGUCCGACCAAAUGACAGAUGAAAGGUACUGCAUACUGGCGUCGAUUCCUGCCAGUUGGUUCUUAAUAUCGAGCUUCGUUCUACUGCGGUUAAGUUAUUACCUAGCGAACCGGUGACGGCAAGUCAACGUUAUCGAUGCGCAAGUUACUUUAGACGGCAGAUAGCCCUAAUUGCAGCCCGGAAGAAAACUUAGCGGAAGUGACGUAAAACUUACUCAUUCACACGUGCAACGGCGUGUGCGACGACGAGUAAUGUAUUGUGAAAUUGAUCAGAGAGAUAAAAAUUGCUUCUUUAGGUAUGUUCCAUACUCUUCGGUCCGCCUUAUGAGUGCUAACGUUUCAUCGAGGACAAGUGAAAUAGUACCAAUCACUGGUCUCUGGAUUCUAAAACUUAAUAACGCAGUUAAAGCACAAAAUACAUUAUAUGUUAUUUAUUUGUGUAUUUUAGUCUCUGUAAAAUAACGCCAGCCCAUUUCUUGUGGGAUACCCAAUGAAUUUAAUAUCCGAGUUUUUGUGGGACUUGUACUGUGAAGUUACUUCGUCGUGUGCACGUAAUCCUGUCUCUGAUUAUUUAUUGUAAAGAUCAUAUGUAUACACAAUUUUCAAUUAUAUGUAUCAUAGAACUAGGAA
Messenger RNA from Vollenhovia emeryi, 2695 nucleotides. RefSeq names its product glycerol kinase-like. The record is from RefSeq and is a predicted model, not a curated record. NCBI's taxonomy places the organism in Eukaryota, Metazoa, Arthropoda, Insecta, Hymenoptera, Formicidae. Bases 314 to 2182 code for a protein of 622 amino acids. Gene Ontology annotation, biological process: glycerol-3-phosphate biosynthetic process; triglyceride metabolic process; glycerol metabolic process. Gene Ontology annotation, molecular function: glycerol kinase activity. The transcript has 12 exons. Gene Ontology annotation, cellular component: mitochondrion.